Messenger RNA from Fomitiporia mediterranea MF3/22, 1092 nucleotides. RefSeq lists its product as uncharacterized. Gene Ontology annotation, cellular component: cytoplasm. The record is from RefSeq and is a predicted model, not a curated record. Bases 1 to 1092 code for a protein of 363 amino acids. The transcript has 4 exons. Gene Ontology annotation, molecular function: GTPase activity. Lineage: Eukaryota; Fungi; Basidiomycota; Agaricomycetes; Hymenochaetales; Hymenochaetaceae.
AUGCCGUUUGGUGAGGUCAUAAUCGGGCCUCCUGGCAGUGGAAAGUCGACGUACGCCUAUGGGAAGCACCAGCUCUUUACCGCGCUCAAUCGACCCAUCUCUGUCGUUAAUCUGGAUCCCGCGAAUGAUAACAUACCGUAUCCAUGUGCUUUAGACAUAUCAUCGUUAAUCACACUAGAAGACGUCAUGACUGAGCACGGGCUCGGACCUAACGGUGCUAUGCUAUAUUGCAUGGAAUACCUUGAGGCCAACUUUGAUUGGCUCGAGGAUGGCCUUCGAGAACUCGGAAAAGAUGCAUACGUCCUUUUUGACCUGCCUGGUCAAGUCGAGCUCAGUACGAGUCAUGACAGCCUCAAGCGAAUUGUGGAAAAGCUCACACGAGUCGGAUUUCGCCUAGCCUGCGUACAUUUAUGCGACGCACACUAUGUCACCGACGCGUCGAAAUACGUCUCUGUGCUUUUGUUGUCUCUUCGUACGAUGCUCCAUCUCGAGUUGCCUCAUAUAAAUGUUUUCUCCAAGGUCGACCUUGUCUCUCAAUAUGGCGAUCUCGAUUUCAACUUGGAUUUCUACACCGAAGUUCAAGACCUAUCACACCUUGAAAAUCUCCUCACAUCGGCAUCGCCGCGCUUCGCUGCCAUGAAUAUGGCCAUGUGUUCACUCAUUGAAGAUUACUCUCUCGUCGGCUUUGAGACUCUUGCAGUAGAAGACAAGCAUUCCAUGCUGCACCUCACGCACGUAAUCGAUCGGGCAACAGGAUAUGUCUAUGUACAGCCUUCAAAUAUAGCACCACCCGGCACAGUUACUCCCGUAGGAGACGAAUCAAAUUCUCGAUCGCAGCGCCCUAAUGAAUAUGCGCUCUUCUCAACCGCCGCUGGUCCUCUUCAGGGUCUACGCAGCGACGUGCGUGACGUACAGGAGCGUUGGAUUGAUGCCCGAGAGGAAUGGGACGCCUUUGAACGACGCGAGUGGCGUCGUGAGGGUGAAGCCGUGCGGGAUGCGAAGGCAAGAGAAGAAGCCGCAAAGAAAGAACCGGGGGCUACAGUAGGCUCUGAAAGCGGAUCGGUGAACAGCAGUGGGCUACGGCGCCGGUAA